GCGCAGAAACCUUUACAGAGACAGACAUCAACAACAUCUCGUUAACGCAAGUAGAACUAGAAUACUUCAAAAGGAAGGAAGCAAUGAGAAGGGACUGCGCCCACCUCGACAUCUCCACGGUGGCCAGAGACACUAGCCAUAAGUUCAGCAAAAACAGCCCCUUCCUACCGCUUGCCUCAAGCACGUGGACGGAAAAGGUUGUUCAACGUGUACAUGACCGAAUAUGGAAGUUGGACACGUUUAACUAUACUGCACCAAUCAGUGUUGAUGCCUACAUGACACUUGCCGGCCUGAGCAGUGCAGAUAUACUGAACUGCCGAACUGCGGCCAAAAACGCCACAAUCCACUUCCCUGUCGGAAGAGCUGGAUUGGACGUUGACUUCCCGCUGAUGUCCAAACUGGAGAAGGGCAAAUGUCCGCAGAAGCCGCUGCUGCACCAGAAAGGCAUCCCCAGGUUUCCAAUGGACCUGCUAGAACUCAAGAAAUUGUGGAACGCCGGGAGACGCUUUCUCAAAUGUGCAUGCACAGGAUGUGAGGUAAACUUCAUAUGGCCGGAUCACAUGCUCUGGUACGUCAUCGGCAACCUUGACAAAUUGGACCCGCAUGCACCUUCAGACAAGAUCAAGAUGCUCGAGUUCCAUGCCUUGCUGCACACCACAUGGAGAAAGUCGAUCCUGGCUCAGAUCACGUUCCUCUUCAUGAGAGAAUACAUGAUGAAGAUUGUGCACCUCAUCACGCAGAAUAAGACGAUUACUGCUGAAGAGAUCCUCCACUUCGAAGACUUCAAGGACGUGUCGUUCGUACGCAAGUUCACUGCAACACUCCUCCCCCAUGCGGAAGGUAUCCUAACACCAAACGCCGCCAGAAGGAACGGAGCCGUUGACUAUGAAGAUAACUCGUUGCGCAGAUGCCGUCAAAUGCGACUAGGUACCCCCAUCCCAUGAUCUCUUGCAACACACGCACCGCUGACAUCCUUCGCACAACAAUCG
This is a messenger RNA of Chara braunii, 989 nucleotides long. Lineage: Eukaryota; Viridiplantae; Streptophyta; Charophyceae; Charales; Characeae. The record is from the annotation of a GenBank genome assembly.